Penicillium bovifimosum is the source of this 414-nucleotide messenger RNA. RefSeq lists its product as uncharacterized. The transcript has 2 exons. Bases 1 to 414 code for a protein of 137 amino acids. NCBI's taxonomy places the organism in Eukaryota, Fungi, Ascomycota, Eurotiomycetes, Eurotiales, Aspergillaceae. The record is from RefSeq and is a predicted model, not a curated record.
AUGAGCCAGGCAGGUCACGAUUGUCGGGUUCGGUUGGAUGUAGAAGGGCGUGAAUACGCGCACUUCGACGACGUGGGCCCGGAGCUCAUCACCAGGGAGCUCCCCGGGAAGGACAGUCCAUCCAACUUUAGGCCAGACGGCCUCGAUCCCGCCCUCGAGAAUAUCGGCAUCAGGUUGAUCAAAGGGUUGAGCACCGAAAACUUCUGGCCAGAUGGGGUCGAGCCCGUCCUCGAGCAUAUCGGCAUCAGGUUGAUCAAAGGGCUGAGCACCGAAAAUCUCUGGCCAGAUGGGAUCGAGCCCGUCCUCGAGCAUAUCGGCCUCGGGUUGAUCAAAUCCCUGACUGCCGAGAACCCCAGGACAGAUGUGGUCGAGCCCGUCCUCGGGAAUAUCGGCAUCCCUCUGGUCGGAUACUAG